GGCGCUAUAGUGCUCUGUACUCACCAACACAUACACGCACGGCAUCUCGUCGCUAGGAGGACUCACUACUCGUCGCUGUCGGCCGGGCGUUCAGACUUCAGUUCGCCCAAGUCCGUCUCCGGUGUUUGUCCACGGCAGUCGCAGGUGUUCCGAAACCGAUUUUUUCGAGUUUCGAGUUUUCGUAAUUGGCGUUGUCGACGGGCGAAAAAAAAAAAAGGAUUAUUUUGACUAUUUUUUACAAACGAUAUUAAAUGAAAAUUUCGCUUUACCUUUCCAACAACAAUAAUAAUAAUAUUAUCAUCGGUUCGUUUGGUUAUUUUAUUGUAUUCUUUUGGUGAAUUUUUAUUCUUUUGCCGUUAUCAAAUAAUUGCGGCUUACGAAAAAAUCUAAAUUUUAAUAUUCUGAAGUAAAAAUUUCAUCCGGCCAAAAUUGUGGCACGAUUCGUUCCACAAUUAUCUCAGCAACCGGACCGGCAGCCAAACGUCAUCAGCUUCCACACCAGCAUUCGAGGCCAAUCGUCAUGGACUUGUUUGUCGACGGCGUGUGACAGCCGACGGUGAACCCCAAUGAGACGUACCUCAACGACAAUGAUGUUUAGCCGCGGUGCCGCGACUGCGGUAUGGUUGAUUAUCGUGAUGACCGCAGUAGUAGUCAUCCAGGGCCACUGUCCGUCCAAUUGUUCAUGCGACGACGACACGCUAGUGGUGUACUGCAAAGAUGAUAACCUGGAUGUCAUCCCUAUCACGUUGAACCCGUCCAUUCAGAGGCUGGUAUUAAUGCACAACCGCAUUAAGAUCGUCGACGCCUCUUUCCAAUUCUACGGGGCUCUCCAGUACGUGGACAUAUCGCACAACCAUCUAGUCAACAUACCGAACAAAGGGUUCGAGGCACAGGAAAAGCUCAUCGAACUGCACCUCAACCACAACAAGAUCUCGUCCAUCAACAAUAAAACGUUCAUCGGUCUGGUCUCGCUUACAAUUUUGAACCUGCGAGGCAACUACUUGGAAGACUUACCCGACAGGCUGUUUGCGGCCUUGCCCAAACUCGAAGAACUUGACCUGGGAGAAAACCGUAUAUCUCGCAUCGAUCCGGCAGCGUUUCAAGGUCUCAGCCGACUCCGAGUGCUGUACCUAGACGACAAUCAACUCAGAGCCGUGCCUACGCCUUCCUUCAAAUUCCUCGGUAACCUGGCCGAAAUGCGAAUCGGCCUAAACGCUUUCACCACGUUGGACAACGACUGCUUUACCGGCCUAAGUCGCCUUUCCGUGUUGGACCUCACUGGUGCCGCCCUUAUCAAUAUCAGCACCGACGCGUUCAAAAGCCUCACCGCGCUCCGCCGGUUGGUAUUGACCGACAACAGGUUGUCGGCUAUACCCACUCGGCAACUGUCGGAGCUCAACCGUCUGGAAGAACUGUCCAUCGGCCAGAACGAUUUCACGACUCUCGAACCCAACGCUUUUAAAGGGUUGUCUAACUUGCGGACACUAGACAUAUCGGGCGCCGCUCAACUGUCGAUAAUCAAAAAGGGCGUUUUCACGGAAAACUUGAAUCUGGAAACCAUAAACUUCAGCAGUAACAAGCAACUUAGCACCGUAGAAAGCGGCGCUCUCAUAGGAUUGCCCAAUCUUAAGAACUUGAUUAUGCGCAACAACGCAUUUACGUCCUUUUCCGAAUCGAUGGUCACUUGGCAAGAACUCCAGCAGAUCGACCUUACCGAAAACCCAGUGGUGUGCGAGUGCUCUGUGCUGUGGUUGAAGGAACUGUUGGUCCGUCGGAACACAAGCCUAAUGGUAUGCUCCGGUCCGGUACCGCUCAAAGGAAAGUCGCUCAAUUCGCUCAGCUCGGAAGACCUGUCGUGUGCCAAGUUCUACACCAAACAGCAGGCUAUAGUGGGUGCCGUAUUCGGGUGCACCGUGGCGUUCAUAGCGCUCAUGAUGCUUCUGGCGUACCGGUUUCGCAAACGGUUGCACCACUCGUUGAAGAAGACGUUCUGGUCCAAGGAAACGGUGGUCAACCGAAAGGAUCUCGAGUAUCAGAAGACAUUUUCAGACGAAGAGUACAUAGUGAGGAACUCGACCGCUCAACAUGGCCAACACAGACCCUAUGCAAGCGGCGUAUCCGGCACCGUCGAUCGCCGUCAACACCACCAUCUCCACCACGGCCAGCAGCCGCCCAACCAGCAUAUUUACCAAACACCGCACCAGCUGCACGGCGGUCAGACUUUACAGCCUUAUGCCCACCACCAUCACCACCAGCAGCAGAACCUCUACCACCAUCAGCUACAGCAGCAGCAGCAACAGCAGUUCUACCACCAGCAAAAUACCUUGCCCCACCGCAACGACAACACUAUACCGGUGACAGAGCUAUAGCUAGAGCUUUUCGCCUCGACGUCGGCCGAACAGGCCGCCGCCGACAGGCGAUUUUUCCGUGGCGGUUCCUCGUCGGACGGGACCACUAGCGUUACCGGGUUCUCCUACAUUUCUGGCGAAAUCUGUAAAUACAACAACGGCGUCCAAACCCUGAGUCAUUCCAAUAGCAAACAGAGAUCACUUCAACACCAGCAACAGUCAUCCGGUUGCCGCGUUUACCAUCCACACUCCUUACGCCGUUUUCGUGAUUCUUAAAUUGAUUCUUAUGUCGUGGGUCCGCCCCCACGCCCAUACCCUAAGUUCCUCCCAUCACGGAUUUCACUUUUUCUCUCAACACUUAGGUUUAAUAGGAUUACUAUUAUUAUUAUUAUUAUUAUUAUUACUAUAAUAACUAUUUAGUAACUCGACGGUCUGCUGUGGGUUAAGUCGAGUUAUUACCCCCCCCCCCCCCCCCCGAACCCUGAUUUAUAUUAGAAUUUUACUGUAUUCUAUUAAUUGUAUGUCAUAAUGACAUUAUAAAAUAUAGUAUACGUGUACGAACAAUGUACAUAUAGUUAAUAAUUACAACAAUUAUUUAGAAUAGUAAAUAUAACAUUACAACGCAAACGCCAAUGUGUAUCGCUGACAAUUCGGAUCAGAAUGAAAUUCGCCGUGUUUCAGUUUAUACUGAUUCACUUUGUGUAUUCGGAUUAUUGACUAUUAUCGUCUCGGUUUACGGGCAAGUUGCUGUUUGUGUUGUUAUUGUCGCGUUUAACUAUUUCUAAGCCAUCGAAUCGAUUGCAAAGCGUGGGCGUCGAAAAAACUGACUGUUUCCUAUAUAUUAUACGCGAUAUACAUAUUAUUGUAAAAGCGCGUGUAUUAUUAUAGAUCGACAAAUAUUCUGUGAAAACGUGACGAUAGUUUUUUUUUCAAACAAUCUAGUCUUAGAAUAAUAAAUAUUGUUUUAUUGUGUGUAUACUUACCCUAAAUGUAUUAUAGCAGUUUUAAGACAAAAACAUUUGUACCUAUGUAUAUAAUUUAUUUUUGUUAUUAUUUUUUUCUGUAAACUGUCGUUGCAUUUCUAGUACACUCUAUUAUUAUCAUCUUUGGAUAACCAAUGUAAGUUGACCACCCAUCCUUUCUGCUUAGAAAUUCAGCCGUCAACGCGGUUCUCUUACUUUUUGUUGGUUUGUCUUUAUUACACCUACUAUCAAUAUUAUUACUAUGACUAUAUUAUACUUACUUAUUAUUAUUAAUUAUUAUGAUUAUUAUUAUUAAUUAUAUUAUAUUAUAUUCAAUGUAAAGGAAAACAAAAUAUAAAACGAUUUACAGAUACACAA
Adelges cooleyi (spruce gall adelgid) is the source of this 3688-nucleotide messenger RNA. RefSeq names its product insulin-like growth factor-binding protein complex acid labile subunit. The coding region runs from base 567 to 2369 and encodes 600 amino acids. Gene Ontology annotation, cellular component: extracellular matrix. The transcript has 2 exons. Gene Ontology annotation, molecular function: protein binding. NCBI's taxonomy places the organism in Eukaryota, Metazoa, Arthropoda, Insecta, Hemiptera, Adelgidae. The record is from RefSeq and is a predicted model, not a curated record.